GGCAUGCGCAUUGCACUUCCUAUAGCUUUUAAUGGAGAAACAUCUUUAAUGCCAGGGUUGAGAGGGCUAUAUUCUGACGACGAUUCAAUGCCAAGAUAUGCGCAACAACAGACUGUUAUAAUGGUGGAAUACUUGAAGUGAAAAUGAUGAUGUUCUGUAAUUCUGUAUAAUGAAGUCCGUGUGAGGGUUUGUCAGCUAAUCAAAAUUGGACCUAAGCAAUAACAGGAAUCAUGGUGACUAAGAAAAUCCGUACKGAGUACAUGAAGAAAUUYAAAGAGCCGAAAUGGGAGACGUUUUCCAAGUGUUACGAGGACUCAGUGAAGUACAGGUUGACUAGGCGGGUGAUGGAGCACGCUCACAAACCUCUGUGGUUCUGGGAGGGGUGGGAUACCUCGACCGGGUCAGACUCCAGCGCCAGUGGGCGGUCGACCCCCAAGGUGAGGAAUAAAGUCGCGCCUUUAGACAUCAAACUUCAGACAGCACCAGUGAAGUCAGAAUCAAGGGAGAGCCCGGAACCGAAGCCUCCUUCUGUGAAUGGGGAACCAGAAUUGGAGGCCAAGGAGUUUACCCUCUUGGAUGCACUACCACCCACAGAGUCUGUAAUAGAGAACGGGAGCCUAAACGAACCAGAUGAGGGGACAGUUAAYGGGUCAGUAGUACAAAAUGGUCCAGCGGCUGAAACGUCAACAGAUGAAGGACCAGCAGACAAGGCGUCAUCAGACGAGGAGCCGGUGAAAACUGAGCCUAAGCGUCGCCACCGCCAUCGUGUCCCUCACUCAGAACCAUGUCAAAGGGACUGUUCCUGUGACGACAUCAAGCCUGCGCCUGUCAGGAAGCCCUCCAGAGCAAAGAGCCAGCCCCCAGCCAUCACCACAGAGAAGGAGAACAGACAACCUUCGUCCCGGCUCGACUGGGCAGAGAGACAUGCGUCAUCUGCUAGGAGGUCUACAAAGGAGAGUCGCACAUCCGACGCAUGCGUCCAGACCAGACGGGAGUCGGAUAAACGCUGUUGGAAUGUGGACCGCAGGAGGGCACGCUCCGCCGACCUGGAGAAGAUACGGCGGUCGGAGUUGGCCGUGGUGGAUGACCGUUGGAUGACCGAGUACAUGCGCUGCUUCUCUGCCCGGUUGAGGUAGAGCACAAGGAUCAUGGGUAUUCCACCACCACCUGUCGACCAUUCUAUUUUUAACACCAUGUUUCCUUAUUGAGGAUUGGUUAACAGAACAAAGUUAUUGGAUUGGUUUAGACACCAAUUAGGGCCCUGAGGCCACGUAACCCGACUAGGAAGAACUCAGGGCCCUAAUCAUAAGGUAUGGUUGAUUUGUUAAGUUGAUCGCUGAGUUGGCGAUAUGCCACUUUUCUUCCACAAGGGAUGACACAAUCACAGUAGAAUAUUGCAAGAUAUGUAGUUAUGCUUCUAGAAAUUGGACUGGUUUGUACAUGUUUAUGCUGCUGACCACAGAGUAUGAUUUGUACUAUAUUAUUAGACAUUCCAAGCAUGAUGAUGGUCUUUACACUUCGCUUUAGUUUGGUGGCAUUUUUGACAUUCUGUGUUGCUUAUGUCAUUUCAGGCUAUAUCACAAAGGCAGCUGCAUAAAAUCCAAAAGUUAGAUCAGGGGUAUUCAACCGGGAGUACUGCAGGGGGUCCGCAAUAAUAUAUUUGUAACUUUAUUUCUCUAUUCCUAAUAUUGAUUAAGUUACACUCAUUAGAGCUAGUUACACUCAUUGGAGCUAAUUAUACUCAUUGGAGCUAAUUACACUCAUUGGAGCUAAUUACACUCACUGGAAUAUCUGACAUAGUGUAGGCUUUGACAAAGCACCCGCUGGUAAGCUGUCUUGUCUUGGACAUUCAUUUUUGUGAACACAUUCAUCCCCCAAAAUUUUGGAGUUACCUUUCUAGCUAAUAGGUUAUGUUAGAGUUUACACUUCCUCUUCCAAUUAUAAUGGGGGGAGGUC
Salvelinus sp. IW2-2015 is the source of this 1956-nucleotide messenger RNA. Its product is annotated as centriole, cilia and spindle-associated protein. Gene Ontology annotation, biological process: regulation of mitotic spindle assembly. Gene Ontology annotation, molecular function: microtubule binding. Gene Ontology annotation, cellular component: spindle; cytoskeleton; centriole. NCBI's taxonomy places the organism in Eukaryota, Metazoa, Chordata, Actinopteri, Salmoniformes, Salmonidae. The record is from RefSeq and is a predicted model, not a curated record.